GCUGAUGCUGCCCACGUUUAGACAUGUAACGUUACAAGUACAUGUAGCCGAUUCGGUCAGCACCGUAAUUUAGCAUGCAGUACUAUCUUUCAACUUGUCCUCAAUUUGUACGGUCCGGAACCGACACUUGGUGCGACACGGUGACACACCACUUUUGACUCUAUAUAUGUUCCAAGUUGCCCUCCACCGGAUUGCUCAGAAGCGACCAAGCCGCCUAGAAGAGAAUUGCUCCUACUCUGAGCUCGAGAUUGUGAUUACACUAUACUAUAGCUACAGCCGCUCUACAACUGAAGUCAUGGCAGACACAGGAUUGGCAACAGUGACCUUGAAGGUGAUAAACGACCUUGACCCGGCGUCCCAGCCGUACCAGGCUUCCGUCUCCGUCCCACCGCGCAGCUCUGUCUACACUCUGCUGCUGCAGGCCUCAGCUGACGAUCCAGACUUCACCUUCCAGGCAGAGUAUGAUGACGAAUGGUCGUCCCACCUGGUCACUUCUAUCAACGGUGUGACAGCGAGCAAUGAAGACGGCACCUACUGGAGCUUCGAGAACCAGUAUAAAGUGGCGUUUGACCGUGGCGUGGAUCUGAUUGGUGUGUUUAACACUGACGUCAUCGUGUUCCGCUUCAAAUCCUGGCGAGUCGCCAAGCAGGGACGACCCGCGCACCAGGGGCGACCCGCCAAGCCUGUCUAGAACAGGGUCUCACCCGGCAGUUUCCUGUGCACAGCCUGGAGACCCUGAGAAUACCGAAACGUAAAAUCGUAAUUGAGUUACAUGAUGUAGAUGCAGUAAGUUACUAACUGUUAGUGCUGUAGUAGUUCUAGUAUACAUGCAUUGCUGCCCCUACGGCCGGUGAGGCUAAAAGUAAUGCCAUUUCGUUCCAUAACAGGCAUUUUGUUCAUCGAAUGAUUGAAAUUUGGCACAAAGGUAAAUGCACAUAUUGCAUUGAGACUGAAAUAUCUCAUUUUUUUGUUCAGAUAGUCAUGGAUUCAUUUCAAUAUGCCCUUUCUGUUCACGUGCUACUUGUAUGGCCACAAGGCCGCGCUAAACAUGCUCUGAUUUUCUGUUG
This is a messenger RNA of Branchiostoma floridae (Florida lancelet), 1067 nucleotides long. RefSeq lists its product as uncharacterized. The transcript has 4 exons. Bases 167 to 691 code for a protein of 174 amino acids. Gene Ontology annotation, molecular function: cobalamin binding. NCBI's taxonomy places the organism in Eukaryota, Metazoa, Chordata, Leptocardii, Amphioxiformes, Branchiostomatidae. The record is from RefSeq and is a predicted model, not a curated record. Gene Ontology annotation, biological process: cobalamin transport.